GUGUGGUGAGUCUGGAAGACAACAAGAGGCUGAAAACAACAGAGGAUUCUCAUCAUCUAUAAACUACCAUUUCAACAUGCCGAACAUAUCUUAGUUCCUUUUACAUGACACGGCUUCUGUUUUGGGGACUUCUGAUACACAGCUUUAUAUCAUCCUGUGCUGAAAAGGGUUACAAUGCAGUGGGACAAAAACGUGGGACCGCUCGAGUUAUCUGACAUUGACUGGUCGCGUCUGCAGAUCAGUGACCGAGAGGAAACCCGGAAGUAACCGCAAAGUACGAGCUACACAGCUCUAGUCUUACGUCACACCAGUUUGCAUCUGUCUCCACCUGUAACCCCGACGUUAGAGCAAGAUGCCCGAGGCCAAGACGGCGCGGCUCAAAGCCAUCAGCACCAGUGCUAGUGACGGACUGGAGGGGUUCAAGGCGCACGCUGUGUUCCAGGAAAUCAACAAGAAGCUCCAGGAGGAAGGGGAGCAGUUUGUGAAAAAGAUCGGAGGAGUGUUUGCCUUCAAAGUUAAGGACGGCCCGAACGGAAAGGAGGCUGUUUGGUUUGUGGACGUGAAGAACGGCAAAGGCUGCGUUCACAAUGACGCAGCUAAGAAAGCAGAUUGCACCAUUUCCAUGUCAGAUACAGACUUGUUGGCCUUGAUGACAGGGAAGAUGAACCCACAGACUGCGUUUUUCCAGGGCAAGCUGAAGAUCACAGGGAACAUGGGCCUGGCCAUGAAGCUUCAGAGCCUGCAGCUGCAGCCGGGCAAAGCCAAGCUGUAGAGGGGGCGUCAAAGCGGGCCGUGGCUAGAACUAAACAGAAUUAUUCCUGAAGAUUUUAACAGUAACUCUGGUUUCAAGUGUAUGUCCAAGGUCUGCUAAGCUUCUCAUCACAGGAAUGAACCAAUCUCCCUACUCGCGAGCUUACUGACGCACUGCCAAUAUGACUGGAGAACUAAUUAGAUGAACUAAUAAAGAAUUGGCUAAUCAA
This is a messenger RNA of Pungitius pungitius (ninespine stickleback), 980 nucleotides long. RefSeq names its product sterol carrier protein 2b (gene scp2b). NCBI's taxonomy places the organism in Eukaryota, Metazoa, Chordata, Actinopteri, Perciformes, Gasterosteidae. The transcript has 6 exons. Gene Ontology annotation, cellular component: cytosol. The coding region runs from base 353 to 772 and encodes 139 amino acids. The record is from RefSeq and is a predicted model, not a curated record.